AUGAGCGCAAACGUACUCCAAACAGCGACACCGUUCGAUCUGGUCGGCGGCCCAGAUAAAGAAAAGCUCGUUGCAGCGUACAAGGGCAACCCUCUCGAUGCGCUUAGGACGCCCGCCCUGGUUGUGGAUCGCGCGGUGUUCAGGAGGAACUGCGAGCUGAUGCACGAGAACGCGAAGCAAUGGGGCGAUGUAUUCAGGGCACAUGUCAAGUCGCACAAGACAGCGGAGGGGACACGGAUGCAAUUGAUUAGCAGCGCGGACAAGACUGACGCGAUCGUCGUGUCCACCUUGAUGGAGGCCCAUGGCGUGGUCCAGGCUGGGCUUGUCGCUGAUGGCACUGUCAAAGACAUUCUGUAUGGGCUCCCUGUAGCCCUCAACAAAGUCGAGGACCUCUCGUCGCUGUGGGAUGUGAUAGCGCCCUUCGGCGCGAUCGUACGUCUGCUGAUCGACCAUCCGGAGCAGAUCAAGUUCUUGGAGACAUUCGAGCAGUCUCGAGCGCAACCUCGGCGAUGGUCCGUCUUCGUGAAGGUGGACUGUGGUUCGAAACGAGCGGGUUUGAAGGCCAACACUCCAGUCUUCCAAGAGCUACUGAAGUCCAUCUUCUCCUCGCCAGCUAUCUCGGUGCAUGGCUUCUACACCCAUGGGUCGAAGUCUUACGGAUCGAAGUCCGUGUCUGAGGCAUCGUCCCAUCUGUCCACGGAGCUUGAUGCAGUAAACGCGGCAGCAGGAGUUGCGCUUGAGUUCCUAAAGAGCAACCCAGAGCUGACAGGCCCGUCCAAGCCGUUCGUUCUUGCGGUGGGGUCCACGCCUUCCGCACACGUCGCGACGGCAGAGGCCAGAGCACAAAUCAAGGCUCACCUGAACGGCAUACUCGAGAUACAUGCAGGAAACUACCCGCUCCUCGACUUGCAGCAGGUAAACACCAGCCUUGUCGACCAGAGACGCGUGGCGCAACGCGUCGUCUCAACCGUCGUAUCGUAUUAUCCCGGACGCGGUAAGGACGGUACCGACGAAGCACUCUGCGACGCCGGCGCUAUUGCCAUGAGCAAGGACACUGGCCUCAAGCCUGGCUUCGGCGAGGUGCUCGGAAAACCGUGGAGUCUCGGCCGGUUAUCGCAGGAGCAUGGCGUGCUGACGCAGACUGGCCUGGUAGAGCGGGAGGAGGACAAGGUGAAGGUGGGAGACAUGAUUGAGAUCGUUGGACAGCACGCGUGUUUGAUUUUGGCGGCGUACCCAUGGUACUAUGUGGUGGACUCGGACGCGGACAGUAAGGGCGAGGUCGUCGAGGACGUGUGGGUGCCUUGGAAGGGCUGGUAA
Messenger RNA from Rhodofomes roseus, 1317 nucleotides. RefSeq names its product putative serine dehydratase domain-containing protein. NCBI's taxonomy places the organism in Eukaryota, Fungi, Basidiomycota, Agaricomycetes, Polyporales, Fomitopsidaceae. Bases 1 to 1317 code for a protein of 438 amino acids. The transcript has 5 exons. Gene Ontology annotation, biological process: D-serine catabolic process. Gene Ontology annotation, molecular function: D-serine ammonia-lyase activity. The record is from RefSeq and is a predicted model, not a curated record.